AUGUCAACUAGUGUGCCAUCGUCUAAUGGAACAAAAGAAACGACAUUUGGAACUUAUAGUGUUGCAUAUGAUGGCAAACAUGGUUUGUUUGUAAUGAAAGGUGGAUCAGUAUCUUCAAAGGAUGGAAGUAACAGGUGGUUAUGGGUUAUUCAAAGUAUCAACGAGAAAAAAAUAUAUACAAUAAAUGAAACUGCAAAAACAUGUUCAGUAUCUCCAUUACCGGUUCUGCCAGUCGUAUGUAUACCAGAAUCGGCAUCCUAUGUAUACUCAAAUCCUUCGAAAUAUAAUGGCAAAGAAAUAAUGACUGAUACAUGGUUUGUAGAAAGCCAAGGAUCAUUUACUUAUACAACAGUUACUCGUGAUGAUUUGUGUAUUCCAGUGAGUGUAGGUGUAUCUGUACCAGAUACUGGUAUAAACUCAUCGCAAACAUAUACUCAAUUUGAAGCAAAGAUUAAAGAUAAAACUAUAAUUAAAGUACCAAAAGAAUGUUCAGGUGUUAAUUAA
Molecule: messenger RNA, 504 nt
Organism: Adineta steineri
Lineage: Eukaryota; Metazoa; Rotifera; Eurotatoria; Adinetida; Adinetidae
Source: the annotation of a GenBank genome assembly